AUGUCGAGCCAGAAUAUUUCCGAGAGUGACCCAACACUCGGCGAUUCACUCGAGCAGGAUGAGAUCAUGACAAAUCCUGUUCCCGACGACAAAAAAGAAGAGAAAAAGACAGUACCUACUUUGGACCAAAUUGCACCAAGAUGUGUCAUCAGUACCAGGCUCACGGCUCUGAACCCCCGCCUGACGAGCCAAGAGUCAUUCUGCGAGCUACUCCAGUGGUGGAGAGACAGAAUCAUCGAGUCAUUUGGCUUGCAGCUGACCGACUUUAACGUCGUCUUGGAAAAGCGUGAAAAACAAACCAACGCCAACGCAAAGAUCAUCGCGGAGAUCGCUUUCACUGCGCAGGAUAGAUCCGGAAAAGAUCUUGGUUACAUUCACUUCAUGAACAGCAGAGAUGGUAAGGGCGGUGCCGUCACAAUCGUCACCCGAGACGUGACUCUGCAGCCCAAGAUGGUCCUGCCUGAAGUCGAGCCCCCCAAAGAACCUCGAGAUGUUCGGUUCGCUCAUCGUUCCGAACUCGGUUUGGGAAGAGCGGUUCUCAACUUUUUAGGAGCCGGUACAAACCAUGCUGUCUCCUGCAGAGCGGGUGGUUACAAGUACAAGUUCGAUUUCAACCCAGACGGCGAACUCAAGGCCACUCUGACAGCCAUGAAUGAAGACAAAAUCAACGAGUUUCGACGAUCGACAGUCCCUCAAGGCAGCCAGUAUGUCCCAUUUCGUCCGCAUCCGAAAACAGAUACUAUCUUCACCAUUGGUGGAGAUAGUAACGGACCAGGGAGAGGCGGGCGAGGCAGAUACAUAUUCCGCUCGAAAGUGACUCCAAGAGAGUUCAGCAUGUGGUGCGAACCUAUCUUGUUUCUACAGGAAGUCGAUGAUGAUGGCAUCGUAAAGACCGAGAUGGGUGAUCUGAUCCUUGAUGCCAAGUUCCGGGGCAAACUCUACCUUAAAGGUUUUCUCCUGAGUGAGACGAACCGCAGGAGCUAUGCCAGCCUGUCGGAGAAGCAGCUCAGAUACGGUUACAAUAUCCUCUACGGAACUCCAGAUGAGAAGAGGAAGCACAUGAGUUCGCUUGAGGAAGAGUGCCAAGCUAUCAUUGGUAUCGUCCCACUAGCUCAAGACUGGUAUGUCCUCCUUGCUAAGGCUUUCCGCUUGGACCCCGAAUGCAAAGACAAUCUUCCGAAUUUUGGUCGACAGGCAGUAGAAUUGCGAGAUUCAUACUGGUCCAUCUUGAAGCCCUACAACACGAUCGAUAGAAAAGUGUACGACCUGAUUCCACAAUUCCUUAUAGAAGAGUCAGUUUCUCCAGACAAGACUCCAAUCUCCUUAUUCGUCGGCAAGGCUCUUCAAUCCUGCCUAUUUGCAUGCGAACACACAGAAACCCUCCGCGCCAUGUUUUUUAUAGGACUAUGUUUUCCUUCUUGGGAUAUUCUCGUAGAAGAAGAUGUCGUCCGAAUACCCAACAGAUGGCUUGAUGAGUGCGAAUUGAGGCAGAGAAAUGACAGCUUCAGAGAUGCACCACUAGUAUAUUUGAUGGCGACAGCUUCGAGUCUCCUGUUUCAGUACGUUCUCGACCAGCUCGUCAUUGACGAGGAAUCUUGUGCCCAACACAAAGCCAUUGCUAGACAGAGAAUGAUAGACUAUGCGCAAGAGGAGACACACUCUGAGAUGUUGAAUCUGAACUUUGAACCAGGUUCAGGAGUCAACUGCGCCAAUGUCUCCUGGAAGACUUUGAUUCCUCCUGAGAGUGGUUCGAACUAUCAUGUCCAACUGCACCAGACAUCAACAUGUUCGGGUCUCCAGGAGGCUCUUCUCGUUCGAGACAUCCUCCCGGAGUCUCCAACUUGCAUCAACGACACAUGCCACAUCUCGGAGGUGGUUAUCACAGAGGAGUUCAGACGAUACUGCAUCAGAGAUUGCCUUUUGGGGCAAGAGUAUUUUGGCAUCGUCUAUAACCCCGAUGAUCCUCUAUCCAUUCCCCUCAUCACAAGUACUUUCACAGUACCGCUGGAUGUGAGCAAUACCGAUGAUCAUGAUGUAGAGAUGACAUUGGAGGGACCCGAAGAUCAGCAAAGCCAGCCAUCUUUUUGA
Molecule: messenger RNA, 2088 nt
Organism: Fusarium redolens
Lineage: Eukaryota; Fungi; Ascomycota; Sordariomycetes; Hypocreales; Nectriaceae
Exons: 5
Coding region: 1-2088 (695 amino acids)
Source: RefSeq, a predicted model, not a curated record